Molecule: messenger RNA, 2269 nt
Organism: Paramuricea clavata
Lineage: Eukaryota; Metazoa; Cnidaria; Anthozoa; Malacalcyonacea; Plexauridae
Source: the annotation of a GenBank genome assembly
AUGACAGAAGCCAGUCGGGACGGUAAUCGUGAACAAUCAAAUCUUGAAGGAAAUGAUAUUAUAAGGCAGCUUUUUUCAAGGAUAAACGCAUUAUCGAAUGCAAUAUCACCACGACCAAAUCAAGCCAACACAGUCGAGUCAGAGGUAAGACAUACUUUUACAAGCAAUAAUACCAGCAGAACUACUGGCGGAGAAACAAACUCAAACGGACCGCCAGUUUCAAGUUCUGUGAACGAAUGGUCGACUAGUCGAUACAGACCAUAUUCAGUCAGGCAAUAUUUUCCGGGCCAGCGUCCUUCGCCCUCUGCUCGUAGAGAAGGAAAACGAAAGGGGAACAACAAAUUUAUGUGAGAUUUUGGUUUUGCUAAGUGGCCCAGGUGACGAUGUGGUACCCCGGCAAGGAACUUGUUUAGCUCUAGACGAAAGGGGGCAUGUUAUUUUUGGCUGCAGAUUUACCAAAAGUCAGUCAAUGAUUGAAGUGGAACGAGUGAUAAUCGAGGCAUUUGAUGAUGAAAUUCUAUCUGGGGGCUCAUUCCCCCAGAAAAUCUGUCUUUUAAGCUGUCUAAAUGUAUCCUACUUUAUUUUUUACUUUAUUAAGGUGGUCUUAUACACUAAAAACAAUUUUUUUUGUUUAACUAUUUUUCAAUCAUAUUUAAGUCAAAUAUGAUUGAGGACGUUUGACUGAUACAGAAUCAGUUACUUUUACAUUUUGUUUUGCCAUAGUAACUUAGAAAUGGCUGCCGGUAGGGUAAAAUAUAGGGCUUGCGCCAAAAAAGAUUCAAACCGAACGAAACUACAGGGAAUCUCAAACAAAGUUUUAUUCGGCACCUAAAAGGUUGGUCUGUGAUUUGAACCUAAAAAAACCAGAGUUUAAAGUUUAAAACCUCCAUAGUUAUCUUUUCCAUAAGCAUACGAUAAAAAGGCUCCAAUAAAGCGUUCUUUUCGCCGGAUAUAAUCCCUGUGCGUAAGUGUUUUUAGGUUCAAAUCUUGGUUCGUUCAAUGAUGUAUAAACACUAAAAAUUUUAGGCGAAUUGAUUCAGUACUAAAUUCAGGAGAAUUUUUGAAAGCGCGUGAGAAGCUCUUCAAGAAAACUGACUUUAAAGGUUUUGCAUGCAUUAGAAUAACUUAAAUAGAACAAUGCCAUUAAAAAGGGACACAAUAGAGUAAACCAAUUGCAUACCAUUAUAUGCUCUGGGUAAAAUCAUGGUUUUACCCUGACUGGUGUAGAUUAAACCGGAUUUCUCGCGUUUUGAUAUACUUUCAUGGUUUAAAACCAGCGGAUGUUAUGAAGAACAGUGUAAUAAACAUGUUUUUGUAUUUUUGUAAAAUUGGCAAAUCUUGAAAUUUUUUUGUAUAAGACCACCUUAAGCACUCUCAUUUUAAAAUGUCUAGUACCAAAUCUUCUGGCUUCAUGUUUUUUUAGAUGAUGAUUUUCAUCUAAUAUCAAUGUACACUCCUGAGCUUCCCAAGAUAGUCACCGUGCAUCGUUGUACAAUCUGUAAGGAUCUAAUUAACCUAUUCACAGAUCCUAAUAUUCUAAACUGCAACCUUGAUGUGGUUGUGAUUGAUCCAUGUGGUGUACCUGAAUUAGGAAAAGGCAAAGGUGUCAUACUGGACGUUUCAACUCACUUUCGGCAGGAGUGUUUUAUUUCCGUAGCUGUAGGAAGGAGGGAGAAAACGCCAUUCAUCAGGCAUGACAUGCAGAAGCGUGAAUGGGAAGCAAUUGCCCGCAUCCUUGUUUAUGGUAUAUACAUAUUAUCCACUUCAACUUUCUUUAUUGUUCAUUGCAUCAUGCUUGUUCGGUGAAGAAAGUAUCACUUUGGAAUUUCUGCUUGCAUCCUUCAAAGAAUACAUUCCAGCUGAAGACCAAGAGGUUUUGGAGGAGUGUUUUGGUGACAGUUUUGAUAAAGACAAUAAGGAAGUAACCGACUUUAUGUCCUCUUUUAAAUGCUUUAGAGCAGUGUCAAGAGAAAACAUCCAAGAAGUGAUUUAUGAAUUGGCACACCAAGAGCUGAUACAGAAACCUAGGUAUAUAAGCAACUGUUGGGCUCCCCUACUACGUACACUGCAGCAACACUCAGAUUUCCAGACCUUUGAGAGUCUCAAAGACUUCUACAAGAGCAAGUCCCCAACAGCAAAGAAAAUUAUAAGGUUAUUUCAAGCUGAGCCUUCCAAUGAUGCGGAACAAUCUAGACCAUCUAAAGCGAUUUGUCAAGUCCCGGGAAGGAAGUGUACCGUCAAAGUUUUCGCAUUUCUCCACAGGAAGUGA